Molecule: messenger RNA, 1041 nt
Organism: Caenorhabditis remanei
Lineage: Eukaryota; Metazoa; Nematoda; Chromadorea; Rhabditida; Rhabditidae
Exons: 3
Coding region: 1-1041 (346 amino acids)
Source: RefSeq, a predicted model, not a curated record
AUGUCAACUAAAGAGAGGACGGAUAGACGCAGAGAUGCCAGAGUGUCUCACCGUUCUGUGAACAACAAGCAAGUCAAGAUGCCAGGAGAUGAUGAUGUUCCAGAGGGUCUUGAGGCGAUCAACCUCAAAAUGAAUGCAACGACUGAUGAUGAAAAAAAUGGGAAGCAACUAUCCGCCUUUGCUAGUUUGUACUUUGGGUGCCUUGGGCAUCUUUGGACGCCAUCUACUGCUGAGUCACCUGUGGUAACAACCUCCUCCACACCUCUUCUAACGACAAAAAAACGACGUGGACACAGAACAUCCGCUGUUCCCUCAGUCACAACCUCCUUUUCUACGACUCCAUCGUUGUCUACUGCCACAUUCUCUCUUCCGCCAACAUCUGCGACAACACUAUCUACAUCAAACUUACUCUCUCCGACAACAACUAGACGAAGUGGCUACAGAUCAUCUACUGUAUCUACACCUACUAUCACAACUCGAUUGUCGUUUAUAUCUACAUCCACUGUUUCAUCUACAGCUUUUACAGCCACAACUUUCAAUCCAUCUUCUCAAACAACAGCUAGACGACGUGGCCCGAGAAAAUCCACUGUUCCAUCUGCCGGCACAUCUCCCACCACCACGGCCACUGCGUCUACAUUUACUGUCCCUCUGUCAUCCACUGCAACGUCAAAAGUUACACCAACAGUCACGACACCUUCCCAAACAACUACAAUCAAACGAGGUGGACGCAGAACAUCUAAAAUGUCUUCUACUACCCCCUUCUCUUCUUCAACUUUGACUAAAACUACGAAAGUUAAACCUACUAAAACUCCUAGUUAUACAACUAAAAAACCACAAAGUAAACUCACUACUACUACUUCCAUAAUUCAUAGCCCCACUAACCCGCCCACAAGAUCAGGACAUGUUACAACAGGUCACCCCACAACGACAAAGAAAACGAAAACAUCCUCUUCGGGUUUCAAAUCCCCUACAACUCCGAAGCCUCCAAAACUUCCAAAGAUGCCCAAGGCACCCAAAGUACAAACUAGCAAAGGCGGAUAG